AUGAGAUUUUCUGAUGUGGAAGACCUGCGGGCCCACCUCAUCAGCCUGGACUGUGACUAUGGCGGCUACGCCGAGUCACUGUGGGCUGGUCACAUGCGGACCACCGAGCAGCUUUGUAAUGCAAGUCUGCCAACCCUGAGGGCUGCCGGCGUGAUCAUCGAUGUUCACGCUGAAGACAUCAAGGCCAGGGCAGCACGCGCGGACAAGGACCUGGGAUGUUGGGCGCAGCAGCUGGUGGACACCCAGGAGGUUGAUGGCUGCCUGCGCCAGCCAGCAAGCCAGCCUGCGGGCCUGCCGCCACAGCUGCGUGGCAGCCUGUACAUUCGGCGCAGCUACCGCAGGAUGUUCGACUUGCUGUGGGCCAGCCGCAGCAAUGAAGGGCAGCAACCGGGGUUUGUUGUGACAGGCACACCUGGCACUGGCAAGAGCGCCUUCGCCCUCUACCUCAUUCAGCAGCUCGGCAUCGAGCAGCAGACUGUUUUUUACGAGUACGAGGAGGAGAGGCGCUGGUGCCGCAUCAAGUUUGACUUCAGCGGUCCCCAAGCUGUGGCCAAGUCUGUGAUGGCAUCGGUGCACGACGAUGACUUGCGCGCUGGCGAGGCCUGGCUGAUCGUGGAAGGCCCGCCGGCAGCCAAUGUGGAAUUUGGGGGCCUCACUAAGACGGUGGUGCUGUCGUCACCUGAUUAUUCCAACUUCCGCACGUUCAUCAAGGGCAAGCAGCGGCUGUACGAGGAUGUGGCAGCUGACACCGUGGCGGAGCGGUACUCCUGGCUGGGAGGCAGCAUCAGGCAUGUAUUGGUGAAGCUCAACACGGACCCUGAGCAACGGGUGCGCGGAGCCCUGCACAAGCAGAGUGCACAGCAGCUGGUUCGGUCAGAUUUCUCAGUGGGCUACGUGAACUUCGCGUCGCCCCGCAUCGCGGACCUGGUGCUACAGCAGCUGGCAGCUGAGCUGCGACAAGGCCUGCGGCAGUUCCUGGUGGCGUCCAAGGACGAGACCAACCCUGCUGGCCUGAGGGGCGUGCUGUUUGAGCGGCAUGGGCACAAGGUGUUCCAGCAGGGCGGCGUCACGUGCAAGUGGCGGCAGCUGCAGCCGCUGCAUCUUGCAGAGGAGGAUAUUCUCCAGCCGCCACCACAGCAGCAGGGGCAGCAGCAGCAGCAGCAGCAGCAGCAGCAGCAGCAGCAGCAGCAGCAGCAGCAGGGGCAGCAGCAGCAGCAGCAGCAGCAGCAGCAGCAGCUGUGCAUUGUUGUGGGGCAGCAGUUGCAGCAGCCAACAAAUUUGACCUUCAUGGCGGUGUUCGCAUGA
Molecule: messenger RNA, 1305 nt
Organism: Monoraphidium neglectum
Lineage: Eukaryota; Viridiplantae; Chlorophyta; Chlorophyceae; Sphaeropleales; Selenastraceae
Exons: 6
Coding region: 1-1305 (434 amino acids)
Source: RefSeq, a predicted model, not a curated record